UUCACUUCGUCCCACUUCGUUCCGUAGAAAGACAAACAGGCAGCUGCAAAAUGAUGGAGGCACGACGUCUCGAACGGCAGCGCCGCUUAUUGGCCAUGCGCACCGCCGCCCCCUCACUGCCCUCCAGCCAGGAGGAGGAGUUCAACCUGCGACUGGUGGACCUGUACAAGGAGCAGCCCUGCCUGUGGAACACCUCGCUGCCGGAGCACGGGGAUGCGGAGCUGAAGCGCAGCGCCUGGGAGAAGAUCGCCGCCCAGAUGGGCAGCCACCUGAGUGCCGAAUUCGUACGCUGCCGGGUGCGCAGCAUGCGCUACCACCUCAAUGUGUACAAGCUGCAGAGGAUCGAGUACGACAUGACCCCCGGAGUGGGAAGUGAGCCGAAGAAGCCCUUCUUCGUUGACCGCUUCGCCUUCUUGGACGCCAAUAUCAGUGCCCCCGAAAGGGACGCAGAGCCCGAUUCAAAACCCGAGGAAGAAACUGAUAAGUACGCGAAACUCUUGGCAGGAUUCAAGCUGAAGUCCCUGGCCAGGCGUGAGUCCGGUGCUGGGAACCCGGAGGAACGUCGCUCGGGACCGAGCAUCAUCGGAAUGGUGAGGAGGCGCUUGGAGGGACAGCUGAAGCCUCUCGAGUUCACCAUGCCACGUCUGUCCAUUUCACAAAUGCAACGGAGCAUGGUUAAGAAUCGGGUGCUGGACCAGAGCACUUCGGCUAGUUCCCUGGAGGUCCUUUCCGAGACACCGCCGGCACUGCAGGCCCUUCCCGGCGACUCCAUAUCCAAGACCAAGCUGGCCCAGAAGAAGCUGCAAGGGGAUCGGGACAGCGAGAGGCCGACGACCUCGAGGAUGGCCUCCGUCCUGGAGGACGACAACCAGUCGGAGGAUGAGGAGCUGUACAGCCUGCACUGGAGUGUCCGCAGGGAGCAGCGAUCGCGUCGUCCUGGACAGGAUCAGCGACAGAAGAUGCCAGCCGGUUUGCGCUCCUUUCGGUCCAGCGAACCCACUCCAGAUAUCUUUUAGGAAUCUUCAUUUAUUCAAUUUACAAAAAGGAAGAUCUAUGACGGCCCAUAAAAGCCCACUACAAAACCAAUUCAUUGAUAAAUCAAGAAAUUAGAGAAACAUUUCAGGUCUUAAGGUACAACUAAAUUAUCCAAAUAAUAUAUGAUCCAGAAUUGCAGUUUCCUGCUGUCAAUGUUUAUUUUGACAUUUGUGUCCAUCAAGAAAAUUGAACAUAAAUCAAAAAGGCAACCCAAAGUCUUCCUUUGUUAAA
Molecule: messenger RNA, 1266 nt
Organism: Drosophila rhopaloa
Lineage: Eukaryota; Metazoa; Arthropoda; Insecta; Diptera; Drosophilidae
Exons: 1
Coding region: 51-1016 (321 amino acids)
Source: RefSeq, a predicted model, not a curated record